Messenger RNA from Magallana angulata, 922 nucleotides. RefSeq lists its product as uncharacterized. Bases 134 to 922 code for a protein of 262 amino acids. The transcript is spliced from 5 exons. Gene Ontology annotation, cellular component: membrane. Gene Ontology annotation, molecular function: wide pore channel activity. The record is from RefSeq and is a predicted model, not a curated record. NCBI's taxonomy places the organism in Eukaryota, Metazoa, Mollusca, Bivalvia, Ostreida, Ostreidae.
CUAUAUAACUCCUCUAAUUAAUUUUAAUAUGUAAUGGAAUAGUAACUUGAAAAAUCAAUAGAUUGUGCGGGACGAGCCGUUUAUACCUCGCUCGCUCGCAAGUUUAGACUUUACCACCAGACUCGCCAGGAGUAUGUGGUUACCAGUCCUUUUCAUAUUGGAAAUCUUUCAUAUCGGAGAUAGUUACAUCGUAUCAGAAAAGGAGCAACCUGUGUGUCCGUUUGUGGAAUGCCAGAACGGGGGACGACUUGACCAGACAACCUGUCAGUGUGAUUGUCCACCAAAGUACUAUGGGUUCUUCUGUCAGAACAAUUACGAGAAAAGUAUGUGGCCCGACGGGACCUAUGCCCUCCCCACGUCAAUGUUCGGCUGUCCUGAGACCGAGGCUAAAGGUUGGUCAACAUCCUACGUCAACCUUACCCUCCCCGAGUCCUCAAAACAGCAGGAAUGGAACAUGAAGAACCCAGAACUAAAGACCGACGUCAUCGAGCCGAACAUUUUAGGGCCCUACCAUUACCGCGCCCUGCAGAUGAAUUUCUGUGUGAAAACGCCAACCUACUUUGAAAAUAAAGAAAGAAAUAGGACAUCAGCUGAAUGGCCGAGAGGGCAAUAUUGCAUAUACAGUUUUAAUAACACCUGUCCUCUAGACUUCAUCAACGGUACCUUGACAAUUAAGGGAUACCAGUUUACUGAGCAGGACAUAGGGGGUCAAAUUCCGGGGGAAAUGAGACAAAACCAGACACUUUUACUCCAGUUCUGCUGUAGAGAAGAUGGGAAUUAUUCGUCACCAAUUCAGCUUCCCAAAGAAUUUCCUUUUAUCAUAUUUCAGAAAAAACUUUCAUUCAAUAAAUGUGAUGGCAGUUUGCGAUUCCAAUUUGAAAUUUUUGAAUUUGGUAGCAAAGUGGCCUGGAUCAUCCCAUGA